Molecule: messenger RNA, 1002 nt
Organism: Sus scrofa (pig)
Lineage: Eukaryota; Metazoa; Chordata; Mammalia; Artiodactyla; Suidae
Source: RefSeq, a predicted model, not a curated record
AUGAGUGUCAGCUUCAAAUUUUAUUUUUCAGAAAGUGUAACUCACCUUCCAGAAGUCAAAGAUGGCAAGUGCGUCUUUCCAUUCUACUACAGAGAUGGACUCUUCCAUGACUGCGUCAAGUUCAAGGCAAAACACAAGUGGUGCUCUUUGAAUGGAACGUAUCGAGGAUAUUGGAAGUACUGUUCUGAAGAAGACUUCGCCAGAUGUGUGUUUCCCUUCUGGUACAGACACCUGAUAUACUGGGAAUGUACCAGCGACGGAGAUGCAUUUGGGAAAAUGUGGUGUUCGCUGACCCAGAAUUAUAACAAGGACAAGGUUUGGAAAUACUGUGAUUAAGGGUGAGAUCUGGCGGUGGGACGACGAAGAGGUUGACGCGUUCUCUCGGCAAAGGAGCUACCGUUUUGGUUGCCAGAAGAGGAGGUGAGACCCUCAUGAAAAAGAUUUUUCCUGAGAUGCGAGUGGAAGGUGAUCUGACUGUAAAUCAGUUGGGGGUUGGAUAAGGGACUAGGACAGUUCGCUAUGGAAACCUGUAUUUUAGCCUCGGCCCUUUUACUUGCUAACUGUGUCCCAUUAGGUCCCUAAAGAAAUGUAUGGAUUCUGGUGACAAAGAUGUGUCAACGCAGGUUCAGCGAGCGUAAUGAACUUUGGUCACGGGGGAGGCUGUGCGUGUGUUGGGGCACAGGCGGCCUGGGAAAUCUCUGUAUCUUCUGCUCGAUGUUGCUGUGAAACGCCAACUGCUCUGGAAAAUAAAGGCCAUUAAAAUGCAUUCCCUGCAUGAAUGAUGUUUUGAACAGAAAAGUGCGAAAACGCAGCUCCGCUAUGAACCCUGUGACGCAGGGGGUGAGGCUGGACGGGCUGCGUCCAUGGCACAAGACAUGGCUGUUUACCCCACGGUGGCAUCAUCAUUUUCUGGAUCCAUUCAGGAAAGAAGCAAGUUUUUUUGUUUGGGAGUCACGCCCCAGACACAGGGAAGUUCCUGGGCCAGAGAUCGAACCCACGCUG